Molecule: messenger RNA, 3951 nt
Organism: Coccinella septempunctata (seven-spotted ladybird)
Lineage: Eukaryota; Metazoa; Arthropoda; Insecta; Coleoptera; Coccinellidae
Product: ribosome biogenesis protein BMS1 homolog
Exons: 11
Coding region: 254-3619 (1121 amino acids)
Biological process (GO): ribosome biogenesis; maturation of SSU-rRNA from tricistronic rRNA transcript (SSU-rRNA, 5.8S rRNA, LSU-rRNA); endonucleolytic cleavage of tricistronic rRNA transcript (SSU-rRNA, 5.8S rRNA, LSU-rRNA)
Cellular component (GO): 90S preribosome; nucleus
Molecular function (GO): U3 snoRNA binding; GTP binding; GTPase activity
Source: RefSeq, a predicted model, not a curated record
UCACGUGCUCCGGUUGAAAACAUAACUCUUGGAAGUGGUUAUCGCAAGUGAGUGGUUGUCUAAAAGUUUUCUCUUCAAUUUUCGUUCUUAUAUCGUUAUCUUUUGACUACAGUAGCCUAGUUUUAAUUUCUUCUAAUUUGUUGUUGUUGAAGUUCUAUUUAUUUCAGUAGUCCUUCAUUUCUUACCAUCGCUACCUCUAUUAAUAUUCAGACCACAAAAAAAAAAGUUUGAAAAUUAAUCGAUCUUGCUAACUAUGGAAAAUAUAGAUACUUCUGACAAAAAAAAGGCGCACAGGGAUAGACGUUCAGGAAGAAAAGCUGAAAAAAAGAAAGCUAAAGACAAAAAUGUAAUCGUACAAACAUUAACAGAUAAGCAACGUAAUCCAAAAGCAUUUGGAUUCAAUUCAGCUGUUAAAGCCGAGAGACAAUUUAGGCGCAAACAAGAUGUAGAUACUAAAAAACAACAUAUUCCCUUAGUAGACAGGACCCCUAUUGAACCUCCACCUAUAAUGAUAACUGUUGUUGGUCCUCCUAAGGUUGGCAAAACUACAUUGAUCAAAAAUCUCAUCAAACUAUGGACAAAAGCUCCUAUGACGAGUAUUCAGGGUCCUGUAUCAAUUGUAAUAGGUAAAAAAAGACGAAUUACCCUUAUGGAAUGCAACAAUGAUAUAAAUUGUAUGAUUGAUUUGGCUAAAGUAACUGAUUUAGUGUUAUUAUUAUGUGAUGCAAAUUUUGGAUUUGAAAUGGAGGUAUUUGAAUUUUUGAAUAUAUGUCAGGUUCAUGGAAUGCCAAGAAUAAUGGGUGUUCUGAAUCAUUUAGACAUGAUUAAGAAUAGUAAGAAGUUAAAGACUACCAAAAAAACUAUCAAACAUAGAUUUUGGACCGAAGUUUAUCCAGGUGCAAAAUUAUUCUACCUAUCAGGAAUAAUUCGUGAAGAUUAUCUAAAAAAUGAAAUAAAAAACUUAGGUCGUUUUAUAUCUGUUAUGAAAUUCCGACCCUUAACUUGGAGGAGUACACAUAGCUACUUAUUGGUGGAUAGAUUGGAAGACUUGACAAAUGAGGAAAAUGUCAGAAAUGACCCAAAAUGUGAUAGAAAUAUAUCUUUAUAUGGAUACAUUCGGGGAGUUCCCUUAAAAAAAGGAUCAUCUGUGCAUAUAGCUGGUUUAGGUGAUAUGAGGAUACAUGACUUGUCUUUCCUACCGGACCCUUGUCCCCUUCCAGAAGAACUCAAAAAAAGAGCUCUCAUUGAUAAAGAAAAAAUGGUCUAUGCUCCUUUUUCUGGUAUGGGUGGAAUAGUUUAUGAUAAAGAUGCAGUAUAUGUAGAACUAGGUGGUUCUCAUAGCCAUAAAGAAAGACACAAUGACGAUGAAGUUGAUAAUAUUGUUACAAACCUUAUUGAUGCAAAGCAAACAUUGGAUACAAAAAUGCAGCAUUCAGAAUUGCAAUUAUUCACUUCCAGCAAAAAGAUAAGGGCAGAGGAAAUGGAUGAAGGUGUGUCUGAAGAGGAAGAAGAUGAAACAGAAAUAAAUAUGGGGAAUGACUCGGAUUCGAAUCUGGACUCUUCAGAUGAAUCAGAUGCAGAUGAAUCAGAUGCAGAUAAAUCUUCAGAUGAAUCAGAUGCAGAUAAAUCUUCAGAUGAAUCGGAUGCAGAUAAAUCUUCAGAUGAAUCAGAUGCAGAUGAAUCUUCAGAUGAAUCUUCAGAUGAAUCAGAUGCAGAUAAAUCUUCAGAUGAAUCAGAUGCAGGAGUAAAAUGGAAAGAAAAUCUUGCUAAAAAGGCACAAGAGGCCUUCUUAGAGAGACAAAGUACAUCCAAAAAUUGGAUGAAAUUAGUUUAUGGUGUAUUUGAGCUAAAGAUUGAGAAAAUUCAAGAAGAUUCAACAAAUAUGAAAAAAAAUGAUGAGCUGGGAAGUCUGCUGAAAGCAGUAUCAAGAAGCCAGCAACAAGCUAUUAUAGAUAAAGAAUCCUUGAAUGCAGUUGAAUCAUCUUUGGUAGAACCAUGGAAUAGAACUGGGGAAGACUGGACUACUAAUGAAAAUAAAAUGUCCAUUAAAAAUUGUUUCGUUACCGGUGAAUGGAAAGACAGUGAAGAUGCUAAUGAAUUAUUGAAAUUAGAUGCUGCUUCAGAUAUGAGUGAUGUAGAGUCAGAAGUUACAGAUUUUGAAGACCUUGAAAGUGGAGAAAAGUAUACUUCUCAGCCUAAAGCUGAGAAACGGAAAAGGGAUGAAUCUGUAACUGAUGAUAAGGAAUAUAGAUUGAAAUUGGCAGAAAAAAAGAGGAAACUAAAAGAAAGAUUUGAUGAAGCAUAUGAUACAGGGGAAAAAAACUCGUAUUAUGAUGAGCUCAAAUGUACAGCAGAGAAACAAGCGCAGUUGAAUAAGACUUGUUUUGAAAAUAUGCCAGACGACAUACGAACUCAGAUUGAAGGUUUUCGACCUGGAAUGUAUGUAAGAAUGGAAUUUCAAAAUAUUCCUUCAGAGUUCAUCACUAACUUUGACCCAACGUAUCCUGUAAUUGUUGGUUCCCUAAACAUAAGUGAGGACAAAAUUGGAUAUGUGAAUGUAAAAAUAAAGAAACAUAGAUGGUACAGCAAAAUUUUGAAAACUGCUGAUCCUUUAAUACUGUCUCUAGGGUGGAGACGUUUCCAAACUGUACCAUUGUUUUCAAAAAUGGAAGAUGAUUUGAAAUUUCGGUACUUGAAGUAUACUCCAGAGCACUUAAGUUGCAAUGCACACUUUUGGGGACCAAUGACUCCACAAAGAACUGGUUUUCUAGCAUUACAAAGUGUGGAAUCGAAUCCAGAGAUUUUGAAGAAUCAAGGAUUCAGAAUAGCCGCCACUGGGGUCGUACAGGAAUUGGACAAAUCCACAGCAAUAAUGAAGAAACUCAAACUAAUAGGUUAUCCUAUGAAAAUUCACAAAAAGACUGCUUUUAUAAAAGAUAUGUUCAAUAGUUCUUUGGAAGUUGCAAAAUUUGAAGGGGCUAAAAUAAAAACUGUUUCUGGCAUAAGAGGUCAAAUAAAAAAACCUGUCAGUAAACCUGAAGGAGUUUUUAGAGCAACUUUUGAAGAUCAAAUAAAAAUGAGUGAUAUUGUGUUCUGCAGGACUUGGUAUAAAGUCGAUGUUCCUCAAUUUUAUAAUCCAAUAACAAAUCUUUUGCUACCAAUUGAACAGAAGAACACAUGGAAAGGUGCAAGAACCACGGGCGAAAUAAAACAAGAACGAAGUAUUAAAUCACAAAUUAACCCAGAUCACUUAUAUGAGCCAAUUGUCAGGGAAGAAAAACCAUUUGCACCCCUUGUUAUUCCUAGGAAACUCCAAGCUUCACUACCUUAUAGGGAUAAACCAAAACAUGGCAUUAAAAUGUCUGAAAAGAAGAAGGGUACUUCUAGAGUUGCUGUUGUUUUGGAACCUCACGAACAGAAGGUCGGGAAUAUGAUGAAGAUGAUCAAGAGUGUCUACAAUCAUAAGCAGGAGAAAGCUAAACAACAGACAAAAGAAAGGCUUGAAAAACAUAGGCAAUACAUUGAAGCACAAGAGGAAGCGAAAAAUAAAAGUGUGAGAAAGUUUAAAAAGGAAAUUAUGAGAAAAAGAAGUAAAAAAGAAAUGAGCAAAGAAAAAUAGUUGCUGUUGUUUUGGAACCUCACGAACAGAAGGUCGGGAAUAUGAUGAAGAUGAUCAAGGUUGCGUUCACAAACUUACUCAGAGCAAGCUCUGACUACCCGAAGCGUUCACAAACGUACUUUUAGUACAUACCUCAGAGUAUGCUCUCUGAGCAUGACUAUACUCAUACUCUACUCUCGGAGUAAGUUUAUGAACACACCCCAAGAGUGUCUACAAUCAUAAGCAGGAGAAAUCCAAACAACAGACAAAAGAAAGGCUUGAAAAACAUAGGCAAUACAUUGAUGCACAAGAGCAACCGAAAAAUAAAUGUGUGAGAAAGAUUAAAAAGGAAA